GCUUCACGUCUGAAGAGACAUCAGCUGAUCGACCCUGUGGAGAACCUGGAAGGCAGGAUGUGUGAGAAGCACGACAAACUGCUGGAGCUGUUCUGUAAGAACGACCAGAUGUGUGUCUGCAUGAUGUGCACUAUCUUAGACCACAAGACACAUGAUGUUGUUCCUCUGAGAGAAGGAUAUGAAGGAAAGAAGGCCGAGCUGGGGAAGACAGAGGCUGAAAUUCAGCAGAUGAUCCAGAAGAGACGACUGAAGCUUGAAGAGUUCAAACAGUCAGUGGAGCUCAGCAAGAAGAAUGCAGACAGAGAGAUGGCAGAAGGUGUUCAGGUCUUCAGCGCUCUGAUGGAGACUGUUGAGAGACGCCUAAAUAAUCUGAUGGACACGAUCAAAGAGAAGCAGAGAGAGACGGAGGAACAGGCUGAAGGCUUCAUCAAAGAGCUGCAACAGGAAAUCUCUGAGCUGGAGAAGAGAAGCUCUGAAGUGAAGGAGCUCUCACGCUCUGAAGACCACCUCCACCUCCUCAAAAACAUCACGGCCCUGAACGCUGCUCCACCCACCAAGAACUGGACUGGAGUCAGAGUCCAUCCACCUUCAUAUGAGGGGACUGUGGUGAGAGCUGUGAAGCAGCUGGAGGAGACGCUCAGUGAACAGAUGAAGAAGCUGUUUGAGGCCGAGCUGAAGAGAGUCCAGCAGUAUGAGGUGGAUCUGACUCUUGAUCCUGAUACAGCACAUCCUGAUCUCAUCCUGUCUGAUGAUGGAAAACAAGUUCAUGACAGUGAUGAAGUGAAGAAUCUCCCAAACAAUCCAGAGAGAUUUAGUUCUUGUACUAUGGUCUUAUCAAAGCAGAGUUUCUCUUCAGGCAGAUUUUACUUCGAGGUUCAGGUUAAAGGGAAGACUGACUGGACUUUAGGAGUGGCCAGAGAGUCGAUCAACAGGAAGGGAAUAAUCACACUGAGUCCUGAGGAUGGUUUCUGGACGAUAUGUUUGAUGAAUAAAAAUGAGUACAAAGCUCAUGCUGGCCCUUCAGUCCGUCUCUCUCUGCAGUCUGGUCCUGAGAAGGUGGGGGUGUUUGUGGACUAUGAGGAGGGUCUGGUCUCCUUUUAUGACGUUGAUGCUGCAGCUCUGAUCUACUCCUUCACUGGCUGCUCCUUCACUGAGAAACUCUACCCAUACUUUGAGUCCUGUCAUAAUUAUGGAGGUAAAAACUCUGCUCCUCUGAUCAUCUCUCCUGUCAACCAAACUGAGGAGAGCAACCACUGAGUUUCAGAGAAAGGUUGAUGUCAAAGAGAACACCUCAAGAGGUGUCCAUCAUCACAAAUGUCUUUAAGGCCUUUAAGGUGUCCUUUAGUUCCUGAAUAUGACCCUUGAUGUGUUUGAUCUUUGCCGUGGAAAACUACAAAUAAAUAAAUAAGACAUUUUCAGCA
Notolabrus celidotus (New Zealand spotty) is the source of this 1421-nucleotide messenger RNA. Its product is annotated as E3 ubiquitin-protein ligase TRIM21-like. Gene Ontology annotation, molecular function: protein binding; zinc ion binding. The record is from RefSeq and is a predicted model, not a curated record. The transcript has 2 exons. The coding region runs from base 58 to 1257 and encodes 399 amino acids. Lineage: Eukaryota; Metazoa; Chordata; Actinopteri; Labriformes; Labridae.